This is a messenger RNA of Ilyonectria robusta, 2156 nucleotides long. RefSeq lists its product as uncharacterized. NCBI's taxonomy places the organism in Eukaryota, Fungi, Ascomycota, Sordariomycetes, Hypocreales, Nectriaceae. The transcript has 2 exons. The record is from RefSeq and is a predicted model, not a curated record. Bases 114 to 2009 code for a protein of 631 amino acids.
UCAGCGCCAGAACCAGCCAGCUACCAGGACCAGCACCUCACCGCGCACCACCGAGUCGGUCGGUCAGUCACGAGUCAUCCGUUGUUCGCUCGUUCGGUCCUCCUUCUUUCACGAUGGCCAAGCCAGAGCAACCACGUCGACGGUUUGCUCCCGUACCAAUUGAGACCACCUUCGAAACCUUCCGCAGCACCACCGGCAAGCAGAAGCACGUCCUCCACCUCGAUCCCCCAGAGUCACAGCGAAAGCAAGUCCGGAUGGGGCCCGAUCCCGAACCUACCCCCGAGCCGUCCCCGCGCGAGGCCUCGCCAGUGCCCCGGGAGCUGCAACCACGCCGCCGCUUUGCGCCCCAGCUGAUCGAGACGUCACGGAGGAGCCGGCGAGUCGGCGACGUAGGACCAGCUACCAAGCCGACCGAUAAGACGGACAUCUCGCCGUACACAAGAAACAUUUACACCGCCACCAAGGGGUACCGAGGGAAGAAACCAGAGGCACGUGGUCAUGGCGAGAACGCAAGUCCCAUGGCGGUUCGCCCCGUGGGACCUAUGCGCCGCGAGUCUGAGGAUGAGAACGUCGCGGGCUAUCUCCUGGAGCUGGCUGCAAAGGAAGCGGAGCGCCAGAUGCAAGAGACGGCUCUUAUGGCCUUCCCCAACAGCCACGCUCGUGAGGGUGGUAUCGACCAUUUCUACUUUCGCGAGAGCUCAGGAAGCGACAACUCGCCAGAGAGCACUUCGCCCGGCCACAAUGUCAACACCCAUGGGCGCCGGCGGUCGUCGUCCGGCCAGGACAUGAAUUGGUGGCAGAAGCACAUGCAGGAUCAUGCUGAACACAUAUCACACGAGCACGACGAGAUGGCCGUGGACGAGCCGGAGCCCCAGCAUGACACCACACAGGACUUCAAGCACGACUUCAACCAUGCAGAGAUGGCUGCCGUCCCGGAGGCCGACACGGAGUCGGACGAGGACAUCGGCGAUACGGUCAUGCGGACAGACUCGGCCCUCGACAGGAUGGAUCUGCCCGUUCUUCCGGAUCCGAUGUGGACCACGACCAAGAAGGUGUCGGUGCCGGGCCCCAUUGGCGAGACUCUCAUGCCACUCAUCCAGCCUGAUCCGUAUGUCACGAGCCAGGUCAGAGAUAAGCCCUUCCAGCCUGCAACCGCGCCGCCCCGGCCCAUUGGAGAAUCUCCGAUGCCAUAUGUCCCAUCGGCUCCGUCCGCCAAGCCUGCGGACAUGCCCUUUGCCAAACCUUCUCAAAUACCCCCGGACACCAGCUUUCGAAACCAGGCCAGUCCCUUUGGACGUCCAUUCGGAGGCCUUGGUUAUAAGCCACCAACUCCCCAGUUCCAGAAGAGGCGCCCGGCUGUAUCUCCCCCCAUGCUCGGCAAGGAUCUCGUCUUCCGGAGGUGUCCGUCGCCCAAGCAGACCAAGCUUGAGCCCGAUCACCCAUUCGCUGAGCGGCAUGCCGAGGAAAGGUACCGGGAUGUUUCGGGUCAAAAGGGUCUCUGGCGAGGCUACUGCUACAGAUCAGAAUCGAAUGAUGAUUACUUGGUGCCAGCAGACCUGCAUGCCCCACCGAUGCUGGGGACCCUUCACCGCGAACCCAAAGGUCUCCACAGACUGCAUGGCAUCCAUGGCAUCGACAGAAGUGCGCAGAAGGAGAAGAAUCUUGCCGAGCUCGAUGACAAGAUUUCCCAAGAGUUUGACGACUCUUUCAUCACCCAAGUUUACAACUACCUGUCCCUGGGAUACCCGGCCAUGGCUCGGGCAUUUGACGAAGAGCUGUCCCAGAUUAGUCUCAUGAGCAUCGGCGACCUAGAGAAAGACGAUGAGAAGCAGUUGGCCCAGGGCCAUCUGGUAGAGGCGGAGCACGACGCACCCAGGGAGCAGCGCUGUCCCCGAUGGAAGGCCCUUCGGUCGUACAUCUUCGAGUGGGCCAGGCAGCAUCCCAACCUCGACAACCUGGAUCCAGUUGGCUGGGGUGUCCGAGAACGACGAGGCAGCUGGGCCAUCUGAUUUUUACAUUUUCGCCUGCGCUUUUAUCACGCGUUACCUUCGAAUGAUCAGUACUAGCGACAAGAGGAGUCGCAAGAGGCAUUGUUGGACUGGAGUUGUGUUUUUGUUCCGAUUUCUAUUUCAUGGACUGGGCGUUUGUCUUUGUCU